This is a messenger RNA of Tympanuchus pallidicinctus (lesser prairie-chicken), 559 nucleotides long. It is a transcript of the gene RPL35, whose product is annotated as ribosomal protein L35. NCBI's taxonomy places the organism in Eukaryota, Metazoa, Chordata, Aves, Galliformes, Phasianidae. Gene Ontology annotation, molecular function: structural constituent of ribosome; mRNA binding. Gene Ontology annotation, cellular component: ribosome; cytosolic large ribosomal subunit. The record is from RefSeq and is a predicted model, not a curated record. The coding region runs from base 117 to 488 and encodes 123 amino acids. Gene Ontology annotation, biological process: translation; maturation of LSU-rRNA from tricistronic rRNA transcript (SSU-rRNA, 5.8S rRNA, LSU-rRNA). The transcript is spliced from 4 exons.
CGCGUCCCCGAGGGGGUGUGGCGGCGCGCCGCCCCUCCUCCUCCCCCCGCCUAUUCGCGGGCUCCGCCGGCACAGCCCCUUCCCUUUUCCGCCCGGACCGCGCCGGAGCCGCCAUCAUGGCCAAGAUCAAGGCCCGAGACCUGCGGGGGAAGAAGAAAGAGGAGCUGCUGAAGCAGCUGGACGACCUCAAGGUGGAGCUGUCACAGCUGCGGGUGGCCAAGGUGACGGGCGGAGCCGCCUCCAAGCUGUCCAAAAUCCGCGUGGUGCGUAAGUCCAUUGCCCGAGUCCUGACCGUGAUCAAUCAGACCCAGAAGGAGAACCUGCGGAAGUUCUACAAAGGCAAAAAGUAUAAGCCUCUCGAUCUGCGGCCAAAGAAGACUCGUGCCAUGCGGCGCAGGUUAAAUAAACAUGAAGAAAACCUGAAGACCAAAAAACAGCAGCGAAAAGAACGUUUGUACCCUGUCCGAAAAUAUGCCAUCAAGGCAUAAGAGUGCAGCGUACCGGAAGUUCCUAAUUGCAUUGGCUGAGUACGUGUCAUUAAAUAGAACUUUGUUUGGAA